GCCUGGGCGUGUCCUGCACGUCACCAAACAGGAAGUCAUAACCUGAAUCAGCACUCGGAACGUAGGAGCAUGUGACCUGUCCAUGGCUUUGAUAGAAGGUGUUGGAGAUGAAGUAACAAUCCUCUUUGCUCUGAUAUUGUUGCUAUUUGUAUUAGUCUUGGCAUGGAUUUCAACACACACCGUAGAACGUCUCCCUUCAGUAUGGCUUCCACCAGUGACGGAUCCGGUGGAUACAUCAUCAAGCAACCAAGCAAUAAGUGUUGCUGUUGUGAAUGCAGGUGCAAUCCAAAGUAAUCGUGAGGGUUCCCAUGUCAACAUUGACUCUGUGCAACAUUUUAUCCCUGAAUGUUCUGUGUCUGCUCAGAGUAAUAAGGAAGGCUGUGCUAAUACUGACCGCACUUGGAAUUCUAAGAAACCCUCUACUUGUGCUGGAGACUCCUCUCCAUUUAUUGACCCCGCUUUGAAUAAUGAUGAACCCUCUGCUUGUACUGACCCCACUCUUAGUAACAGGGAACCCUCUCCUACUAUUGUUUUCUCUCUUAGAAAUGGGGAACACUGUCCUAAUAAUGACUCCACUUUGAGUAACGAGGAACCCUGUCCUAAUAUUGAUCCCACUGUGGAUAAUGUGGGGUCCUCGAUUGACACUGACUCGAAUCUGUGUAACGAGGAACAUUAUUCCAUUAUAGAAAAUAUUGAGGAAUCGCCAACUGAGAGUAAUAAUGACCCCACUCCCAACACUCGCCCCACAAUCAGGCAACGAGGCCCUAGACAAGCGGAGAGGAACCCAGCUGAUGACGCUAUUACAUUGAGGCUGAAAUUUCUGAAUGACACAGAAAGGCUGCUCACAGUCCGACCAUCAGACACCCUUUUACAAGUUAAACGAAUACAUUUUCCAGGCCAGGAGACCCAGGUACGCCUCAUAUACCAGGGACAACUUCUUCGUGAUGACUCUCAGACAGUGUCUGCACUACAGCUAAGAGAUGGAUGUGUGCUUCAUUGUCACAUUUCCCAGCAUGCUGCAGGUCAGGGCCCUGGAGGGCCAGAGCUAGCCCAGGUACCUCUGAACAUUGGCAGUAUGCUGGUACCUCUUUUGGGCCUGAUCGUGAUCAUCCUUUGGUAUUGCCAGAUUCAGUACCCAUAUGCAUUUUCUGCCACCGCCUCGGCAUGCUUAGGAGGGGUCACCCUGCUCAUUGGUGUAAUGGCCUUCUCUUCCUAUCGCAGAUAAUCUCCCAAAUCUGGGUUGGAAGAUUUCAUGUUUUGCACUUGAUCUUAGUGUGUGUAGCGCAGGACAUCUGAGAGAAUAUUUCUCAGGAAGAACCCUAUGUUGGCGUGUCAGAACAGGCAUACUCUCCUCAAAGGACUGUGAAUAAAAUAUAUAAAAUGCACAUGUUUAAUGUUUUCCAUUUAUAAUUGCACCAUGUGUUUAGGCCCAUCUUAUUAGUCACGACUUGAUGGGAGAGGACAUUGAGGAUGACGAGAACCAGACGUAGCCCCAGAAUACUGAUUGAGGUUGAAAGACCUCGUGCUCUGCUCUCUUAACAUGAAAGAGACGUUUAACCUCAUUUAUUUUUAGGGUUUGAGAUUCACCUUACCAUAUGUUCUAAUAUCCUCAGAUUAACCACUGCAUGUGUUUCUACAGUAUAGAGUGAGUCAAACCCCACUGCUCUCAGCCAGCUCCAUAUUACAAAUUCACUUCACUUGGCUUAGGAUUUAUGCCGGAGCUGUGAUAUACGGCGUAAUCUGAGCACCGUCAACAUACCUGCUCUCAUUUCUACAAAAUCCUCAUUUAGCCAGGAAACAAUAUUUAAUGUAUAAAAUGUCCAUAAGCCUCUCUGACCAUUUUUAUUUCACAAUCAUUGUGACACCCACGAUAUGUAACAAAAGUGCCAUUCCUGCUUCUUUGUUAAUCUUACACAUACCCUUUGUGAAAAACCAUUAUAAUCUCUCAAACUUUGUAUCCAUUCAAUAUUUGUGUUCAGAAGAAAUGAAAAAUUAAACCUGUGUGAAC
Molecule: messenger RNA, 2008 nt
Organism: Pelobates fuscus (common spadefoot toad)
Lineage: Eukaryota; Metazoa; Chordata; Amphibia; Anura; Pelobatidae
Gene: TMUB1
Product: transmembrane and ubiquitin like domain containing 1
Exons: 3
Coding region: 83-1225 (380 amino acids)
Molecular function (GO): protein binding
Source: RefSeq, a predicted model, not a curated record